Messenger RNA from Rhopalosiphum padi (bird cherry-oat aphid), 3521 nucleotides. RefSeq names its product codanin-1 (gene dlt). Gene Ontology annotation, biological process: chromatin organization. The coding region runs from base 234 to 3320 and encodes 1028 amino acids. Gene Ontology annotation, cellular component: nucleus. The record is from RefSeq and is a predicted model, not a curated record. NCBI's taxonomy places the organism in Eukaryota, Metazoa, Arthropoda, Insecta, Hemiptera, Aphididae. The transcript is spliced from 16 exons.
CAAUAUAAUAUUUUUUAGUAAUCGGUAUUGUUAUUAACCGACAAUUUUCCUUCGCUAUUCAUUUCCGUCGACGAAGUUUUAUUCAUAUUUUAAUACUACCUACUAUGAAUCUCAAACAACAUAGUUUCUACAACAUAUUAAUUUUGAUUUUUUGAUCUGGUGUGUCGACUGUCUACUAGCAGUCGUUAAAAUUUAUUCGUUUUCAUAUAAUCCUAGGUAAAAUAAGACCAACCAUGCAAAAGUAUAUGUCUAAAUCUGAAGUUCGAUGUGCAAGUUUAAUGAACAAUGUAUUGGAAGAAAAUAUUAAUAUAAAUGAAAUUUUGGAAAAAAUUAAAUCAUUUGAACCAUGUAAUGUUCGGCAUGGUGUAGGUAAAAUAGAAUUCACAUUUUACGUGAUUGAUUUUAUUCAUAAUAAGACUAUGCAAUAUGUAAAUCAGCCAGAUGAGAAUGAGCCUGUUAUAAACAACGCAUUUAAUGUGCCAGAAGUUGAAUCACCGAUGGUGAAACGAAUAAUACCUAAAAUAUCAACAACAAAAGGUUCCAACAGUCAGGGCAAAAAGACAGUUCAAAUACAUACCGUGACAUCAAAAUUGAACAAAACAAAAAUAACUGAUAUUACUAAGAAAGAACGAAGACCCUUGGAUAUAUUAGGAAGUCUGUACGCCGCGAUGAUAAAUUCUAAUAUAUUAUGUAAUUUGUUUCAUGAAUUAGGUUAUGUAUUUACACUUCUUACUGUAAAAAAUCAUGAAAUAAAAUCUAAUAAUGAUAGUUUUAGUUCAAAUAAUACGUACUUCAAAUCAUCUGAUGAUUGUCAUUAUUUUGCUUCAAGAACUAUAGAACAAUUAGUUUCAGUUUUAACUUAUUUGGAAAAACCAAUUAUUAAUCUCAUUUUAAAACAGAAAGUUAUCAACACAUAUGCACCAGAAUUGGCUAAAACUUUUGAAAAUAAAUUUAACUCAUUAAACAUAAAUGAUGAUAUAAAAUCUUCAAGUUCAAGUAUAUCAAAAGAUAUGGUAAAAUUUGAUGGUGAACAUGAUGCCAGAGAUUGUUUUCCAUCAAUAAAAAUGUUUUAUGCUUUCAAAACCCAAAGAGAUGCAUUUUAUGAUUUACUAGAAAAUUGGAAACAAAACGAAAAUCAGUAUGAACUUGAUCCUAAGAAAUUUGAAAAUAUCAAGAAAAUGCUUAAUGAUAAUAAGAACUCUGUUAAUAUGAGUAAAUUUGCUAAAUUAUUUGUUGCUCAAUUGAUAAAUUCCACAUUUGAAGAAUCAAAGAAUGUCUAUAAAAACAAAACUAUUAAGGAGUUAUCUGCUUCAAAGUUAGAAUUACUACAUCAGCGAAUUACUAAACGAGACUAUACAAGUGGAUAUAGUGUUAAUCCAGCUAAUGAAUUUCCUGGCAUGCAAAUGUUUUUUAAAGAAUUUAUUAAUAUGUUGUUAGAUGAUGGAGUUUUUUGUAAACAUUUAAUAGACACCUUAGUACAUAGAAUUGAUGUAUUAAAUACAAUGGAGUGGGCUUCUGAACUACAAGAAGGUACAAUUUAUCAACAAACCUUCUUUUUUUAUGUUGAUACUUUAAGAUUGUUGAGUAAAUUUUUAGCCUUUACAUUAUAUAAUCCAUAUAAAGAUUAUAAUGUUUUAAAUCCAACUUUAAAAGAAUAUAUAUGGGAAGUACGAUCAAAGGUUUUACCUCCAAUAAAUUUGCUUGCCAAAUUACGCUGUGCUCUUAAACAUGGACAUAGUGAGAUUGUAUUAACUACUUCAUGGAUAAUUGAAUAUUUGUACCAAGUAGAUCCAAUUUCAAUUACAACUCCUUUUUAUAAAGAUAUACUGACAUUGAUAUAUUCUCUGUGUAUGGUAAAUUCUGAUUUAACUGCUUCCAAACUAAUGCUGAGGUUACAGUUUAAUUGUUUAAUUGAACACAUAAAUAUAGAACCUCAUACACUAUUUGAUGACUCAAAAAGAUGUUUUGAUAAAAAUUUUAUAGAAAAUGUUGCGAAGGAAUUAAAAAAUGAUCUUGUAGUAAAUACAAAGCAAAUUUAUCACUAUUGCCCACAACUAAAUAAUUAUCGCACUGUAUUAGAAAGUAAAGUUCAUAAUAAAAAGAUAAAAUUUUUAUCGCCUACAGUAAGUCUACCUAGCCAAAAAAUAAACCAAAAUCGGCAGAUAGAAUUAGAAUUAGAAUCACAUUUCUUUGAAAACCAUUCUCCCUCUGUAUUGGCUACGGUUGAUUUCAUCGCUAAACGAAUUGCUUCUUCAUGUACUAAAAAGAUUCAAAAUCAAGGUAUAGCUGCUGUAAAGAAUCAAUUUGUUGAUAUUGUGUGUGAAAAAUUCAAAGAACAUAUCAGCAAAAAUACAGAUGUAGAGUUUAAACUUGACGAAAAUGAUGUAACCAAGUGUAGUUUAUUUUUGAGUUCUUCUAUUCAACAGUAUGUAGAUCAUUUUUCUAGAAACAAUAUUCCCAACUCCAUUAAUGAAUUAUUAGAUUCUGAAUCUGUGAAUCCUGGUUCCUUGCCAUUUUGCAUUGCUGUUACAGUUCGUAAAUUUAAAGCACUAGUAACAGAUUGGGUCAAGAAUCAUAUAAAUAUCAAAAAUUUGUUCAUUACUUAUAUUAACACUGAAUUGAAAACAAAUUUAAAAAGUGGCAGUAUAGAUGAAGAUGGAAAUAAUCUUCGUGAAUUAUUGAUGCCAACUCUUUGUGAUGAGCCAGAUGAAGAUUUGUUUAUUCCAGAAAAUGAACUUUUGAUAGAUUUGAAUAUAUUUAGUUUAAAAAUUAUCGAAGUUGAUAACUAUAAACUAUCAUCGGAUGAUAUCUUAGAAUAUUCUGAAAAAUUUAAAAUUGUUUUAGAAAACAAAAAUAAGAUGGAAUCUAACUUAUACCGAUUUAUAAUUUCAAGACUAAUUGAUAAUUUAUUAUUAGCAACGUAUCAAAUGCCAAAGUUGUUCAAUAAAGAUGUGAUGAAAGCUUAUCAUCCAUAUUUGGCUGAAAAUCUGUAUACUGUUUCAAUGAUAAUAUGUGAACGUAACAUAUAUAUUCUGUCAGAGAAGUCAAAUUCUCAUAAGGCUAUUAUAAGUGAAAAAAUAACAGCUUGGAUGCAAUAUUUUAUAGAAAACAAUUUUCUUACUAUUGAUGAACUUACAAAUCAAAUUAUGUCAAUUUUACAAUUAUCUUGGCCAGAGGAUACAUUAAAAUGUUUAUCGAUUUGCUUUAAAGAUUUGAACAGUGUUUGUUUAAAGAAAUUUGAUGAUACUAAGGUUCAAGAGUUAUUCAUGUGGUUAACAAAUUUUAUGGAUAUGAUUGAGGAUUACGAUAUUGAUUAUUGAGAAUAAUAUGAACAAUAUUUACUUUUUUGUUUCCAUUAUUUUUUACAUUUAUUAUAAAAAUUGAAUUAUUAAAUUUUUCAUAACAAGACUGAAUUUUAACAAGAUCAGAUUUUAUAACUAGAAUUGACAAUAUGAUCUCUUUUUAAAAUUGUUCUAAAAUGUUAACUUUUGUACCUUAAUAAUAUUAUUGAAUUAUUUUUU